Mycotypha africana is the source of this 555-nucleotide messenger RNA. RefSeq lists its product as uncharacterized. The transcript has 5 exons. The coding region runs from base 1 to 555 and encodes 184 amino acids. Lineage: Eukaryota; Fungi; Mucoromycota; Mucoromycetes; Mucorales; Mycotyphaceae. The record is from RefSeq and is a predicted model, not a curated record.
AUGGCUAUUACUGUGCAAACAUUUCAGCCGUAUUCUACAGUAAACCAGAAGUGGCUUAUCCGAACGACAUGUUCUGACAAUCCUGUAGAAGAAACACUGGGAAAUGAAAGUGGUUACAAACGCCAUUGUCUGGAAAAACUUUGCCGGCACUAUGUUCAAAUUUUGGAUUUGGAAAAGCAUCGUAACAAAUUUGAUUUGAACUGCACGCUAAAAAAAGAGGCGAACUUCAUUCAGCUCGACUUACCUAAUAAGUUUUUGAUGGUUUAUUCUGGCUCUUUUCAUUGGAGGCUUCGUGGAAAACAAAUUUUGCAGAAUAACCCAUUACACCUUGCUUGUAUUUGUGCUACUACGCUCGAAAGAGUUAACUAUCAUCAGUGGCCUUGUGCAAAAAUAAGGACGGAUGCUAUUCCUAAAUUUGCAUUCCAACGCAGAAUUUCUAAUGUGCAAAGUCCCCUUCUUGGCCGUCAGCAUCUCUAUCUCAAUGUAACUUUCUGCAGCGUUCACAAGGUAGAAGAUGCUGAUAAGGCCAGCAAAGCGAAUGCCACUAAGGAUUAG